Molecule: messenger RNA, 1394 nt
Organism: Rubroshorea leprosula
Lineage: Eukaryota; Viridiplantae; Streptophyta; Magnoliopsida; Malvales; Dipterocarpaceae
Source: the annotation of a GenBank genome assembly
GUUUUUAUGCUGCUUUCAAAGUCUUUAUCUGCUAAUUUUUGUUUAUUUCCUCGUCACUUUUCCCGGAAAAUCUUUCCCGGAAAAAAAGGAUAGAGGGAGAGAUAAAUUUUCUUACUAUCUUGAAAGUUGAAACCUAAGCAUUCUGAUGCAACAUCAAGCGGUGGUCGUCGUAUAAUAAUUUGAUUUGACAGUUUUUUGGUUCCCAUUACGACGAUCAUGGUUGCGGGUUUAUGCCGCCCCUUAAGCGAUCGAGCUUUCGAGAGAUGUUUCCAUGUCUUCCCUUGUCUCGCCGAUCCCGCUCGGCGUGCUGCUUUGGGUCUGAGAGUGACAUUAGUAAUGCUGCAUCUGAUAUAUGCGGGCAUUAUCUUCCUUUUCGAUGGUGAUUUGAUAAACGAAACGAAAACAGAACCAUGGUAUGUAGAAGCAUCAGUUGGAUUGAAUUCCUUUGUUAUCAUUCAAAGACAGUCUGCUUCAAACGGAAAUGGAAGCUUGCUUGUUACUGUGGAGAGAGAAUCAGGUACAAAUGCUCAAGGGAGUAAUGCCAUAUCUUGGACAAAACUGGUGAUGGACAUGUAUCCACGAGGAACAACUGUUAGUUUUCCUUUAUUGAUGCCUGAAGUAGAGGGACCAUGUGGAAUAAGAGUUGUACGUGCUCAUAUUGUCAUGUUGAACAGCCUCCACGAGCAAAGCAUUGUCAUGAUUGUGAGAGAUGCGUUCUCCAGUUUGAUCAUCAUUGUGUUUGGCUAGGGACAUGCAUUGGCCAGGGUAAUCAUUGUCGGUUUUGGUGGUACAUUUGUGAAGAGACAGCAUUAUGCCUCUGGACUGCAAUCUUUUACAUUACAUACCUCAAGGGUAAUAUAACAAGGGCAUGGUGGAAGGAUGCUAUCAUCAUAAUGCUGUUGAUUUUCUUGUUAAUUUCCCUCAUCUUUCUGCUGCUGCUGCUACUUUUUCAUAGCUAUCUUGUUUUGACCAAUCAAACUACCUAUGAACUUGUGAGACGUAGACGUGUCUUAUACCUAAGUGGAAUUCCUGAGCGAGUAUAUCCCUUCAGUAAAGGAGUUUGCAUGAAUCUAUACAACUUCUGUUGUGCUAGAACCAACAUAUGCACUUUUGAACCUUUGCCCACGCAGCUUGAACUCGAAGAGAAGUCAAGACCCUAUACAUUCUUGGAUGUUUUAAAAUGCCGUUGCUGCUGAGUCACUGAUAUUGCAGGACAUUGUAAUUGUACCAUUAUCUUUUCCACAAUUUUUUCUCCUGAAAAUUCGUUGUCAGCUCCGUUUGAGAGUCCGGUUCUUUGGUAUAAUUUCUUUAGCAAGACAAGAUGCAGGAUUCAUACGUAGGGAUUGUUCCAGAUGAUUCAGUUUUUAGAUCUUUAGUGAAAAUUGUCACGUGAU